AUGAGCCGGCGGCGCCGCUCCUGGCGCGCGCCGGCGGGCAGCAGCUCGUACAGCGCGUCGCUGAACAGCCAGGGCUGGCACACGCGCGCCGCCACGCUCGUGAAGUACUGCUGGAAGUCCCACAUGAGCCGGCGGCGCCGCUCCUGGCGCGCGCCGGCGGGCAGCAGCUCGUACAGCGCGUCGCUGAACAGCCAGGGCUGGCACACGCGCGCCGCCACGCUCGUGAAGUACUGCUGGAAGUCCCACAUGAGCCGGCGGCGCCGCUCCUGGCGCGCGCCGGCGGGCAGCAGCUCGUACAGCGCGUCGCUGAACAGCCAGGGCUGGCACACGCGCGCCGCCACGCUCGUGAAGUACUGCUGGAAGUCCCACAUGAGCCGGCGGCGCCGCUCCUGGCGCGCGCCGGCGGGCAGCAGCUCGUACAGCGCGUCGCUGAACAGCCAGGGCUGGCACACGCGCGCCGCCACGCUCGUGAAGUACUGCUGGAAGUCCCACAUGAGCCGGCGGCGCCGCUCCUGGCGCGCGCCGGCGGGCAGCAGCUCGUACAGCGCGUCGCUGAACAGCCAGGGCUGGCACACGCGCGCCGCCACGCUCGUGAAGUACUGCUGGAAGUCCCACAUGAGCCGGCGGCGCCGCUCCUGGCGCGCGCCGGCGGGCAGCAGCUCGUACAGCGCGUCGCUGAACAGCCAGGGCUGGCACACGCGCGCCGCCACGCUCGUGAAGUACUGCUGGAAGUCCCACAUGAGCCGGCGGCGCCGCUCCUGGCGCGCGCCGGCGGGCAGCAGCUCGUACAGCGCGUCGCUGAACAACCAGGGCUGGCACACGCGCGCCGCCACGCUCGUGAAGUACUGCUGGAAGGCGCGCGCGAACGGCUGCUGCGGGUCGUUCACGUUCGUCUAGCAUUAGUCACCUGCUCCACAAAGUCCCACAUGAGCCGGCGGCGCCGCUCCUGGCGCGCGCCGGCGGGCAGCAGCUCGUACAGCGCGUCGCUGAACAGCCAGGGCUGGCACACGCGCGCCGCCACGCUCGUGAAGUACUGC
Molecule: messenger RNA, 1037 nt
Organism: Bicyclus anynana (squinting bush brown)
Lineage: Eukaryota; Metazoa; Arthropoda; Insecta; Lepidoptera; Nymphalidae
Exons: 7
Coding region: 1-897 (298 amino acids)
Source: RefSeq, a predicted model, not a curated record